UGUCGCUAGCGUAAUAGUAGUGAUGCAGGAGGUGAACAAAUAUAAAUGAUAAAAGGCUACAGAUGAAAGGGGAAAGUAUCUUCAAUCUUGAACCUAGGGGAAAUGGUUGUUGCUUGCUAGCGUUCACAAGCACCGCGUUAGCAACAAAAUAGCCUAAACGUUUCCUUGAAAAUGUCUAAAAUGCAGCUGUUGCAGGUUUAUCUAAACGAGCGGUUAACAGCGGUGGCUGUUGAGAUAUUUGGGGCAGUGGAAAAUACCAUAGGAGAGUACCAGGAAGAAAUCUCCCGUUCAAAUGAGGAGAUCGAACGUCUACGGAGGCUGCUGGAUUUGGUUUUCCAACCCGACAUAAAGCUACAGAGAGCAGACCCCCAGCAGCUCAUUCUCCCUGUCCCUGAAGAGGAGGUUCCCACUGAGCAGCAGCACUGUGAGCAGGAGUGGAGCCCCAGUCUGGGCCAGGAGGACCCAGAGCCCACUCUGAUUAAAGAGGAACAGGAAGAGUUUGGGACCAGUCAGGAGGAAGAGCAGCUUCAGGGGCUGGAGUCUGAUAUCAAAGAGGUCAUAUUCUCUCCUCCCUCUCCUCCCCAGCCCUCACAUCAUCUCCAAACCCAAACUGUGGAGAACAGAGAGAGGGACGCUCUACCUACCAAAACAAGUGAAGAGAUCAAAACGGAACCGGAUGGAGAGGGCUAUGGAGAAUCUGAAGCAAACAAUGAAUUACAGCCCCUCUCUCCAGUAAAUUCUGACUGUUCUGCAGCUCAUAUUGGGAACAGUGAAAGUAUAGGGCUAAUGUCAGGGUUACAGCCACUCAAAUCAAAGACAACAUGGACAAAGAAAGUACAAAGCUCUAUUAAGACCAGGGAAGCCAGUGAACUGAAAGUUCCAUUGAGGGCGGCUCACUCAGGGGAGAGACCACACAGGUGUCCUGUCUGCAGGAAAUGCUUUCUGAAAAUUAGCAUUUUAAAAACUCAUCAGAGAAUUCACACUGGGGAGAAACCAUAUUGCUGCAAUGUAUGUGGCAAAUGCUUCAGCCGGAUGGGACACCUGACUGAACAUAUGAGAACUCACACUGGGGAGAAACCAUAUCAGUGCAAAGGAUGUGGCAAAUGCUUCAGCCGAAUGAGAAACCUGACUGUUCAUAUGAGGACUCACACAGAUGAGAGACCAUAUAAGUGCCCCAUGUGUGUAGAAUGCUUCAGAUCAGCAAGUCAUCUAAAAUGGCACCAGCGAAGACAUCACACAGGAGAGAAACCACGUUGCUGACUUUGUGGUAAAUGCUUCACUUGUAAGAACUGAGGAUGAGAAUGAACCCAGAGGGAUAAACAUGACAGUGCUGCUUGGGGCAAAAUUGUACUCUCACUUGUAGGAGGACCUUUCCAUUGUAAAACGCUGAUGUUUCAUAACCCUUCUGAGCAUGGCACAAAUGUAUAUACGGUAAUACGUUUUUCAGAACCUAGUAGUUAUUUGGCAAUUCCAGCAUUAUUUGCACACAAAAUCACAAUUUAUAUGUCUCACAGAAUGGACAAACAAAAUGUAAAUGAAACUUUUGAUGUGUGUCUAUAUUACCCCUUGGGGGGAGUGUUUACCCCCUAAAAGCAGACUUGUAAAUAUUGACAUGUUGGACAAAUAAUGCAAAUAAGAAGUGUUCUGGAUGUUACACACCCUCUGUUCUGGAUGUUACACACCCUCUGUUCUGGAUGUUACACACCCUCUGUUCUGGAUGUUACACACCCUCUGUUCUGGAUGUUACACACCCUCUGUUCUGGAUGUUACACACCCUCUGUUCUGGAUGUUACACACCCUCUGUUCUGGAUGUUACACACCCUCUGUUCUGGAUGUUACACACCCUCUCUUCUGGAUGUUACACACCCUCUCUUCUGGAUGUUACAGGGAAUUGAACAUAUUAGCAAAAGUAUGAGUGAGGUCAAAACAUGGAUUUCCAUUUCGAUCACAAAAAACUAUAAUUUUCAAAAGAUUGUAACAACUUAUGGAUGUUACAGAAUCUGAAAGUUUUAUUGAUCAAAAUCAAAAAAUAUUUUUGGGGGGAAUGUUUUUCAAAUGUCAGCAGAAGGCAUAGUAUCUCAGGAUUACAUAAUUGCAGUUAACCUAUUAGGGUGUGGUAUUUAGGCUAUGUUUUGUCUUUAAAUACACUAUAUAUACAAAAGUAUGUGGACACCCUUUCAAAUUAGUAGAUUUCAACCACACCCGUUGCUGACAGGUGUAAAGAGAAAAAAAAAAAAAAAAAAGAUGUUAUUGCAGGUGUAGUGAAAUGCUUGUGUUCAUAGCUCCAACAUUGCAGUAAUAUUUAACAAUUCACACAAAUCUAAAAAGUAAACGGAUGGAAUUAAGAAAUAUUAGGACGAGCAAUGUCGGAGUCCGGAGUAUAAAUAUACACUGAGUAUACAAAACAUUAAGAACACUUGCUCUUUCCAUGACUGACUAAUCUGGUGAAUCCAGGUGAAAGCUAUGAUCCCUUAAUUGAAGUCACUUGAUAAAUCCACUUCAAUCAGUGUAGAUGAAGUAGAGGAGACGGGUUAAAGAAGGAUUUCUAAGUCUUGAGACAAUUGAGACUCGGAUUAGGCAUGAGUGCCAUUCAGAGGGUGAAUGGGCAACACAGAAGAUUUAAGUGCCUUUGAACAGGGUAUAUUAGUAGGUGCCAGGCGCACCAGUUUGUGUCAAGAACUGCAACGGUUUUUCCCGCUAAACAGUUUCUGGUGUGUAUCAACAAUGAUCCAACACCCAAAGGACAUCCAGCCAACUCGACACAACUGUGGGAAGCAUUGAAGUCAACAUUGGGCAGUAUCCUUGUGGAACGCUUGACACCUUGUAGAGUCCAUGCCCCGAUAACUUGAGACUGUUCUGAGGGCAAAGGGGGGGUGUAACUCAAUAUUAGGAAGGUGUUCCUAAUGUUUGAUAGACUCUGUGUGUGUGUGUGUAUAUAUACACACACAAGUUUGGGGUCACUUAGAAAUGUCCUUGUUUUUGAAAAAAGCAAAAAAAUGUUGUCCAUUUUAAAAUAACAUCAAAUGGAUCAGGAAUACAGUGUAGACAUUGUUAACGUUGUAAAUUACAUUUGUAGCUGGAAACGGCAGAUUUUUUUUAAUGGAAUAUCUACAUAGGCGUACAAAGCAACAGUGAAGAGGCGACUCCGGGAGGCUGGCCUUCUAGUCAGAGUUCCUCUGUCCCGUGUGUGUGUUAUUUUUCCCAUCUUAAUCUAUUCUUUUUAUUGACCAGUCUGAGAUAUGGCUUUUUCUUUGCAACUCUGCCGAGAAGGCCAGUAUCCCGGAGUUGCCUCUUCACCUUUGACAUUGAGACUGAUGUUUUGCCGGUACUAUUUAAUGAAGCUGCCAGUUGAGGACUUGUGAGUCGUCUGUUUCUCAAACUAACAUAAUUGCAAAAGGGUUUAAAAAAGCACAAAGCAGAUAAGGCUUAAUAAUUCAUAAAGGUCAGGUUAACUGACUGAUAUUAUGGCAUAUAAUAAAUUAUAUAAGAUCUCCUAAGCCUGUGUUUACCACCGACCUUGCUAACAUAAUUGCAAAAGGGUUUUCUAAUGAUCAAUUGUCCCUUUAAAUUUAUAAACUUGGAUUAGCUAACACAAUUGGAACACAGGAGUGAUAGUUGCUGAUAAUGGGCCUUUGUACACCUAUGUAGAGAUUCCAUUAAAAAUCAGCCGUUCCAGCUACAAAUGUAAUUUACAACAUUAACAAUGUCUACACUGUAUUUUUGAUCAAUUUGAUGUUAUUUUAAUGGACAAAAAAUUAGCUUUUCUUUCAAAAACAAGGACAUUUCUAAGUGACCCCAAACUUUUGAACGGUAUUGUAUAUACUGAAAAAUAUAUAUAAAUGCAACAUGUAAAGUGUUGAUCCCAUGUUUCAUGAGCUGAAAUAAAAUAUCCCAGAAAUGUUCCAUACGCGCAAAA
Salvelinus fontinalis (brook trout) is the source of this 3916-nucleotide messenger RNA. Its product is annotated as zinc finger and SCAN domain-containing protein 22-like. Gene Ontology annotation, molecular function: RNA polymerase II cis-regulatory region sequence-specific DNA binding; DNA-binding transcription factor activity, RNA polymerase II-specific. The coding region runs from base 172 to 1260 and encodes 362 amino acids. NCBI's taxonomy places the organism in Eukaryota, Metazoa, Chordata, Actinopteri, Salmoniformes, Salmonidae. The transcript has 2 exons. Gene Ontology annotation, biological process: regulation of transcription by RNA polymerase II. The record is from RefSeq and is a predicted model, not a curated record.